Messenger RNA from Sesamum indicum (sesame), 1552 nucleotides. Its product is annotated as homeobox protein knotted-1-like 6. The record is from RefSeq and is a predicted model, not a curated record. Gene Ontology annotation, molecular function: DNA-binding transcription factor activity, RNA polymerase II-specific; DNA binding. Gene Ontology annotation, biological process: regulation of DNA-templated transcription. Lineage: Eukaryota; Viridiplantae; Streptophyta; Magnoliopsida; Lamiales; Pedaliaceae. Gene Ontology annotation, cellular component: nucleus.
UGAUCAGUCCACCCUAAUAUUGACUUAUAUACAUAAAAUUGAAAAAUUAAAUGCUUUCUGUCAGCCAAUAGACUACAGCGCACAUUUAUUUUGCAAAAAGCAAAUAAAAAGAGGAAAAAAGAAGUCCAUUAUACUAAGUAUAUAUGAAAACAGAAAAAAAAAUAAAAAUAAUAAUAAUAGAAAGAAUGGGCCUCCCCCCGUACCCCUCACUCAGCCUCAGCAGCUCCCACUCCCAGUUCUCAACCUCACCUUGAGCAUCUUCAUUCUUGUAUGUUGUUUCUUCUCCCAAAAUAAUCACAACUCAAACCAUCACAUUCCAUGUACUGCUCCAAACCUUGAAAGGAUCCAACACAAGGGGUCAUCAUCAUCAUCUUGUACAACAACACCUUUCUAGCUAGGAACAAAGAAUCCAGCUUCUUGCAGUAUUCGUAUACCUGUUCGUAUGGAUGGAAUGUAUGGGAUUAAUCCCUCAACGGGUAGUGAUGAUUAUGCAGACAAGGCUUUAUUGUCUCCCGAGAAUCUCAUGAUUGCGGCGGAGUACGGUCAGUAUCAUUACGAUUCCAUGGUUCCCUCCGGCGAUUAUUACCAUCGGAACAUUCCGGUGUUUGAUUCGGCGGAGGAAUUGGGAUUCCAGUGUUCGGUGGUGUCGGAAUCAGCUUCUGUUAAUGUUCAGAAUCCAAGAGAAGGAGAUCAUGAUGACGAGCAGGCUUCCAGCUUGAUCAAGGCUAAAAUUGCUUCUCAUCCUUCCUAUCCCAAGCUACUUGAUGCUUAUAUCGAUUGCCAAAAGGUUGGAGCCCCCCCCGAGAUAGCGCGUUUACUGGACGAAAUCAGGCGAGAAAAAGACUUGUCCAAACAAGACGCAGUUUCGAUGUGCUUAGGAGUCGAUCCUGAACUCGACGAGUUUAUGGAAACGUACUGUGACAUCUUGGUGAAGUACAAGACGGAUUUGUCGAGGCCAUUCGAUGAAGCAACCUCCUUCCUCAACAAGAUCGAAACUCAACUCGUCAAUCUUUGCAAGGAUGAUGGUGGCUUGUCGUCCGAUGAGGAGUUGAGUGGUGGGGAGACGGAAAUGCAGGACUCUCCGAUGAAAACUGAAGACCGAGAGCUCAAGGACCGGCUCUUGCGUAGGUAUGGUAGCCACAUUAACAGCCUAAAGCUGGAAUUCUCCAAGAAGAAGAAGAAAGGUAAGCUGCCUAAGGAGGCCAGGCAAACAUUGCUCGAGUGGUGGAACGUUCACUACAAAUGGCCUUACCCAACGGAAGCGGAUAAAAUAUCGCUGGCUGAAACGACGGGGCUGGAUCAGAAGCAAAUCAACAACUGGUUCAUAAACCAAAGGAAGCGGCACUGGAAGCCGUCGGAGAACAUGCAUUUGGCUAUAAUGGAUAAUCUGUCUGGACAUUACUUGAUGGAAGACUGAUCAUAAACUGUAUGAAUAUAUGCAUGUUGAUUUGCAGUUUCAGACAUAUAUAGUCUCAAGGGCUAGCUCAUGAUGUAUAUUCUCUUAAUCAACAAACUGCUCGUACUUGACUUAAUACAUUUUAGUUCCAAAUAA